AUGGCCUCAAACUCGAAGGUCCGCUCUCGCUCUGUCAAUGACAGGCCCAACGCUGUCAAUGUCGCUCGCCCGGUGCGCGCUCGCCGCCGUUCUUCACAGCAGUCCCAGCAGUCCUCCAACGCUGACGAGAGCAGCCACAAGACUUUUGCUGAUGCUAUUGCGCAUCUUUUGCCUGCUGCAGGAGUCGUAUCUAACUCUCGCACUGCCACAGAGCCUGUGGUGAUCGAGGACAGCGACGACGAGGCUGAAUCAUCGGCCUAUCCUGUUACACCCGUCUCUCCAGUCGCUCCCACUUUUUCGCCUUUGACUCCUGCUGGUGUCAACGAUGAAGUUGGCGCUGAUUCUGUUCGUGAGAAGAACACUCCUGAACGCUCUCCAACCCGCAAGUCCAAGAAGCGUAAGGCCACUGAGGAGAUUCCAGCCACUCCGCCUCCUCGUAGAUUGCGUCUGAGAAGCCGUCAAAGUACUGCAACCUCUAAGACCACCUCUGAACCCAAGAAAACUCCGAUUCCGAUCCUGAAGGCGCCCAAGUCCGCUUCUACAACCAAGGGCAAGGGAAGAGCCGUUUCUGCUGCAGAGAGCACUGCUCAGAUCGCGACCUCCUCUGCAGAUGACUCUACAGUCCUGGAAGGCGCCAAUGUCCCUCAGAUCACCAACCCACUCCUUGCUCUGGCACGCAACAUCCAGAACCCCAGCGACUUCAUCCACUCAAUCAUCGAAAGCGACGCCCUUACCCUCGACUCCGAUCAACGCGGUCCCAGCAAUGCUGCAGAGAAGAUGUCCGCUCUCAAGCGCCGCAGGAACAGAAUCGCAAUGCUCGUACACCAGAUGCUCAGACGCCAGCGUGCUUUGAUCCACAGCUACGACACGUACGACGUCCAGACCUAUAACCCCGGCGACAGCGUGGAUCCUAGCACUGCCGCACUGAGGUAUUUUGUUGGCGUUCUGAGAGAGGGCUUAGACGAGGUGGAGUCUACAUGUAAUGCAAUUCUUGCUGAACUAGAUGACCAGAUCAAUAAUGCUUGA
Aureobasidium melanogenum CBS 110374 is the source of this 1026-nucleotide messenger RNA. RefSeq lists its product as uncharacterized. Lineage: Eukaryota; Fungi; Ascomycota; Dothideomycetes; Dothideales; Saccotheciaceae. Bases 1 to 1026 code for a protein of 341 amino acids. The record is from RefSeq and is a predicted model, not a curated record. The transcript has 2 exons.